GGCCUGACGUCUGGGAGAGCUGCGUGCUGCACGCUCCCCGAUGCGGCAUCUUUUCGUGCUUGCUGACACCAACGCUCCCAGCACGCUGGUAAUGACUCUGGCGAUUUGCAACUCCAGCCAACCACCAUGUCGCACAAACUUAUCGAAAGGCCUCAUUUCUCAGCGGCCGUGUCUCAGCCCUCCACAACCCCACGCUGCCAUAAUCUCCGAGUCCGGCUUCGACGCCGGCCAAGGCCCGUCUUUGCCACAUGGAGGGCGCCUCUUGGGCAGCACUGCCUUUGCCGAGGAUGUGUGCACUUGUGGGAACCGCUGAGAGCAUCGUCGCCGGCCAGCUGCCCAUCUGCCGCACCGCCGCAUCGCCUUUCGAUUGUCAUUGGCACCGUCUCCAUCUGCGGCUGUGGGGUGCAGAUCAGAUCUAUCGAAUGUUUAUCGGCAGGGGCUGCGGCCUGCGACAUCAUCACUCCAGCUCUCAGGGCGCUUCCUCUCGUGCGCAUGACGAAGAACGCAGCCAAUUAUUGACGAAUGCCUAACAAUUAUCGUGCACAACUCUUUCGGGCUGUUUCCCAACCUCACGUUACCUUCCUUCCAUUCAAUAAAGCGCAAGUAUUGGCCAGCUGAGUGGCCACGCUGAACCUUCUACGAUAACUGCGCGACUCGUUGGCGUUCCAGAAU
This is a messenger RNA of Mytilinidion resinicola, 672 nucleotides long. RefSeq lists its product as uncharacterized. The record is from RefSeq and is a predicted model, not a curated record. Bases 127 to 519 code for a protein of 130 amino acids. The transcript has a single exon. Lineage: Eukaryota; Fungi; Ascomycota; Dothideomycetes; Mytilinidiales; Mytilinidiaceae.